Molecule: messenger RNA, 1036 nt
Organism: Rhodofomes roseus
Lineage: Eukaryota; Fungi; Basidiomycota; Agaricomycetes; Polyporales; Fomitopsidaceae
Exons: 3
Coding region: 365-928 (187 amino acids)
Source: RefSeq, a predicted model, not a curated record
CAUCACGGUUUGUUUUACCCUCGCCUGUUCUGUGCUUGCUGUAAGUACGACUCUCCGCAUGAGGGCCUGAGCAGCAUCAGGCUCUGAGUUUCAUGACUCGGGAUGCUGUGUCGUACGGUGAACGGUACCGCUGAGCUCGUUGACUUUCUGACCUUCGAAGGUACCACCCCAGGUGAUCGGUUCAAGGGCGACAUGCAGCAACUGUGCGUUGACAGCAUGUCAUCACAAGUGCUGAUGGACCGGAAAUUUCCAACGACGUGACUCUCGACCGGCACUAUACCUGCUGAAGGCUCGCGCUCAGACCCGAACACGCCCAUCCCCAACGCCCACAACCGUAGGCAGACCCCACGUUCCUUCAUUCACGAUGCAGAUACUGGCGCUCAUCCUAAUCCCCAUUGUCGAUACUUUCGUCAUGCUGGUCUCUUACAGAUUCCUAAUUCACCCGCAGCUUGUGCGCCUCAUCGGUAAUGAACACCAGCAUCUCCUUGACCGGCUCACACCUAUACAACUGCUCGACCCGCCUCCCGUCAUCAACAUCACCCAGCUCCUUACGCCGGAUCUAGUACUCGACGUAGUUCCGUACUACUCGACGCCUCCCGAAACCGACGCACGAGCAGCGGGUCCCGCAUCCUUCGAGUGGUCGUCCUUGCACGAGCAGCUAUCCCACCUCUUUUAUACAUACCAGAUGGACGUCAUUUGCCUAAUUCUCUUCGCUGUGCUCUGCAUGGAACUCAUCUGCAUCCUGAUCCGCGGCGCCCAACGACAUGCACGGGUGCGGGCGUUAUGGCGAGAGGUUCAGUAUCGCAGAGCGCUCGCAUAUGCCCGGGAGGAGGAGGAGGAGCAAGAGCCGCAGGUAGCUCGCCCUCAACCGAGCUUAGCGGGCGCACAGUCGCUGGUCGGUGAGCCCGCGCGGUCCCUGCCAUCCUAGUCGAAGGGAGACGCGGCGACAUCAACGGAGGCAACGGUUCGGGCUUGCGGCAAAGGGCAUCGCAGCCGAGGCUAAAUUCCCCCAACUCACCUACAUCAUACUACUUAU